This is a messenger RNA of Amoebophrya sp. A120, 3349 nucleotides long. The record is from the annotation of a GenBank genome assembly. Lineage: Eukaryota; Dinophyceae; Syndiniales; Amoebophryaceae.
AGUUUUCGUGCAUUCUACAUGUAAAGCCAGUUCCACCUACAACUACAUACGAUGUUUUUUCUUUUCUUGUGAACGUUUAGGCACCGUGGUCGUGAGCAGUGUGAAGAAGAACCAGCACCAUGUCUGCGCCGAAGCGGAUUUUUUCGCGGACUUUUGCAUUUUUUCUAGAGCAACUAUUGCUAGGCAGUUGCAUAAUUUUUUCUCUUCACAUCAAUCUGCUAAACAGUAACAGCUACUAUGAUUUUUCUUUCACCGGCGCGACACCAACCGGUACUACAUCAGCCGUUCGUCCCUUCGCGGCCUUCGGCUUCCAACUACGAAAAAGGUUGCGAAUAUCCUCCUUCCUCGCAGACACGGAGCCCUACCUUGCGGCGGCCCACCAGCGCGACGGCAACAAUCCGCGGCACGACACUCGGGAGUUUCGCCCGAAAAACAGCGUUGCCGAGUGCCACAGUGGCGCGACUAUGUUAAAAGAGACGACGUUUGCAGCUUGCGGUGGUACUGCAGGACGAGAGGCAGCUGGUGCUAGUAAAGAUGCGGGGGAACAAUUUAUUUCUAGUAACGCGCUAAGCUCUUGCUGGGGAAGACUGCGGUCCACGUCGAGCGACGGGGUGGGGGAGGAAAAUGAGCCGCGCACGGCUCGUGGUGGUGCGCGAUCUUCUUGUUCAUCCAACACAUCAGAAGCUCCAGACAGUUCAUUUCGGCGGCGACAAACAUCUGACGGCCAGCACAGAUCUGACGAACAACAAGCUCCUGAUGCAGGCGGGAUUCUCAAUUCGCCGAAAAGGAAAGAUUUAGCAAGAGAUGAUGAACUUUUCCCUGUAUCGGCAACCAGGCAGGGCGAGUACGACCCAGCACAACAGGAAGAUGAUAACGAUGCUUCCGCAUCGUCGAGCACUGCCGGCGCUGCGAAAGAACAAGAAUCGCACUUCGGCCCCGAAGAUCAAGAACCGCUUCUUCUUGAUCCGAGACACCUCGCACGAUUAAGUGUUUGGGACCGAGAGCAGCGGGAGGUUGACCACAGAAGCAAGAAGUACGUGAAAUCGCAGGUUCUUCGAGGCUUCAACCUACCCGUCGAUGCGGAUUUGGAACAGCCGCUGUCCGAGGAGUGGGGCUGGGGCCCGUUCAUGGCGAAUGGAGGUAAUCCUGCAGCGCCUGCGCCAACGCAGUCCCUGCGUGGUUCGGAAGUUGUAGAACAUGUAGAUGCUGAUGGGCAAAAAUUUUUUAUCGAGGAACCGGAAAAUGAAAUGGACCCAGUGGUGGAACGCGAAAGGGCACAACCACCGACAGGAGCUAGUCUUUGCUCGGACCAAGUCGAAGAAAAACGACGCGUUGCGAGUGAAGUGCAGGAUGUUCUUGGUGUGAAGACAACAACAGCGACGACGAGUACGACUAGAACUAUGAUACGGGAAAAAUGGAUACCCGCACCAGUACCAAUAUCGUCUGGAGAAACAGAAAUAAUUCCUCCUUCAGUAGCAAUGCGGAAAAGGUGGGGAACUCCUUCCUCUGCUCCUUCAGCCGUGGUCCACCCGGGAGGUGGUUUCCCGCUACUUCCGCGUCGCCGUAGCGGGGGUGUGAUUCCCGCUGAGGUGUUGAGUGCCGCAUUUGAUGAUGAGUUUCACGUCCAGGAAGAACCUUCAGAAGGUGAAGCUAGCAGUUGUGCGGACGAAGAAUUAGAAGAGGAGUGCCUUUUGCCAAUAGAAGAGCAUGAAAACGAUCAUCAGCGAGAGGAGGAGGUGGAAGAGGAACAAGCAAGUCCACCACAAAGCGCCGCCGCCGCUGCGCUACCGCAGCGGAGUGCUCGUAAACAGCUCCUACAAUUAGACGACCAAAUACACCAAAUCCACCCCGAUUACGAAGAGGCUACCGGUAUAUCUCCGUCCAAAAUGGCCGCGCGCCACCGAGCCCGGCGAGACAGAGACCUGCAAGGCUUCAAGCAUGAACCGGGCGUUUUGAUGUUACCAAGGAGUUGUAUUGUUACAAAGGAGCCUAAAGAAGAACGAGAAGUACUAGCGAGAGUACCGGAGGCACUGGACUACUCUGCCCGCCUUAACCGCAAAAUGUCCGCCGCAUCUGCCGCGACGACUGCGCCGGAGACCCCUGGAGGCACGACUGCCACACUAACGCCCGCGUCUACUUUUUGUACUGCGGGUAGAAGUAGUGGUAGCAGCCCUACUAGUCCGUCAUCUUUCUUCUACGCCGAACGUUGCUUCUCACCUCCUUCACAUCCAAGGGCCGCACCAGCGGCCGCACCGGCGGCGGAAGAUUUUCACAUUCAACGGUCGCCAACAUCGACAUUUCCUGUGCCGCGAGGGAACAAUAUUAGGAACAAGAGGGGUGCUGGCCCCUCCGGCGCAGCCCCUCUGUCAGCGCCACACGGAGAAAUUGAAAUAAAACACAAGCAGCAAGGCCGUCGUACAAAAACCGUCGACACUACAGCUUCUACUUUUGGGUUUCUCUUCGCGCCGUUCACCGCUGGCGGGGCGGAAGCGGCUGCGAAUGAGGACAAGGAACAGCAGGUCGUGUCGCCACGAACGACGACUCUCUGGGGCGGGGUCCGGAUUACAGAUGAAGCAGCAUCUUCUAAAGCGGGGAGAACUCGUUCCUCCGGAGCUGAGCAAGGAUCUUCAGCGGCUGCCGAGGAGAGCAAAGCCACCUGUGGUCGUGAACCUGCAGCAGUAGACGGGGACCCUUUCUUGUUAACGCGAUAUGAAGACGCCGACGCGGACGAGGGGCGUUUGCUAGGUGAUCAUGAUGUCUCCCCUGCUCUGCGGCACAUCGACGAGAGGCUGGGUAACCUGAGAUUGGAUCAUGACAAAAGUGGCUCACGACCAGAAAAAGGCGCAGCUGCAAGAACAUCAGCACCCAGUGUACGAAUAACUGAGAACCUUGGACUAGAUGUCGUGCGUUUGUAAACAUAUCUUAGCAUACGCCUCCUUGCCCACCCAGAGGCGAGCACACAUGUUGUUUUCUCUCGCAGAGGAAGAGGAACACGAACACGAGCUAAACUCUAUGCUCAUUGAUCGAGCGUCUUUGUUUAGGUUGUUUCGCGUUCGUGGAAAAAAGUGCCAGCACGUGCAUGCAGAUAGCGACGUACAGGUGUUAGAGGCUUAGACCUCCCUUAUGAAUGUGCAGCUUAAUACCAAUAGGAAUACACUUUCACUUGCAGCAACUUCUGAAAGCCCUGGUCCAUACCUAGUACUGCUACUUCUUGUUACAUCUGAAAAGGAAUUACGAGUACACUACGACGACUAGUUGUACGAAAAUUUCAUGUGUUGCGCAAAGAACCCAGAUGUUGUGUUGCAACAGUAUUUCAAUCCGUAAGGAGCUUCAGACCGUUCCUGGUGCU